AUGCACAUUUACGUCUGCAGGCCUGCACUCACCGCCUCACCACAAGCCGUCGAAGCAUUGCCUUGCGGUGUUGCCACCAAGAAGUCAACAGUCAACACCGCCCAACGAACCGCACGAAGGCGCCACAUGGCUGAUCCUUUUCCUCUCGUCUUUGACCCCGAUGUGCCUGAUCACCUUGGCAUCAUCUGUCCUCGCAGUGCGUGCGAUUUGGAGGCGCUGUUCCAGCAGGAGCAUGUGAGCUUCACGUUCGUGGAUGAGCAAGGCGAUGGAACGACGACUCGUGUCACAUGGGUUUGCGCAGCAUCGGCGUUGAAGGCACACGACGUGCUGACAAGCCGCUGUGCUCAUUGCGCCUUUGUCGCGUCCCCUCGGAUCAACGCUUUGGUCGCACACCAUCGAGACGCACCACAUGCGCGCCUUCAACAGCACGUGCCAAUUGCUGGGGUGUCUGUCACGCCUUGCGUGGAUGCAACGCAUGAACAACACGGUUGGUUGCAAGCAAAGGAGUUUGAGGCGCCUACAGCAAGCACACCAGCAGCUUCCUCUCAGCGGCGUGAGCCGUCACAACAGACGCAACAACAACCCCACGAGAAGACCCAAGGACAGCAGCACCGACGUGGUGGGCCUCGACUCCAGCAGGGUCUUGAAGUGCGCAUUACCGCGUGUCCCAUGGGUCUGCACGAGCUAUGCACCAUACUUGCGCAUCACGAUGGUGUAGUGGACAUUGAGUGUCUCCCAGAAGCAGACGUCGUCGCUGUUCGGCCACCAGACUACCAGAAGCAGGAUUUUGUUGGCGUGGCAUGCGAUGAACGCGGCACCAGACCCUUUUCCACUGCUGGCGGCGUGUCCGGCACAGCUUCUUUGACGAGCAUGACCAACAUCGUGUCACGUGUCACGGGUUCCGUGGAUCUCGCAUUGACCACCACACCCACCUCAUCCCACCUGCGCAACCUGACCAGCCUCACACACGUGGGCGGCUACUUGGACCUCAGCAGCAACGACUUUGAUUCCAUCGACUUUGGCUCUGUCCUCGUCCGCAUUGACGGCUACUUGGACUGCAGCACAAACAGCCUCCUCAACACCAUCAACUUUGGAGCCCUCACCACCGUUUCUGGCUACCUUGAUGUCACGGACACGGACCUCACCCAGCUCGACUGCAGGGGCCUCGGCUCGUGCAUCAGGGCCGAUUCCAGCGUGUCCACCAUUCAGUGCCCACAACCGUGUUGA
Salpingoeca rosetta is the source of this 1227-nucleotide messenger RNA. RefSeq lists its product as uncharacterized. The transcript is spliced from 6 exons. Lineage: Eukaryota; Choanoflagellata; Craspedida; Salpingoecidae. The record is from RefSeq and is a predicted model, not a curated record. Bases 1 to 1227 code for a protein of 408 amino acids.